ACUCAACACUGGACAGGGGGAAGGAGCACAGAAGUGUGAAGGCACCAUUUUCAGACUGGUUCACCUCCCAAAACACAUACAAGUCUAUGAGUCUACAUACAAUCAUGGAGCAGGAACCUACAGAGGAGACUGAAAUUAAGGAUCAAGGUCGAAUCAAAUUCCAGUUGUCGUGAUGAUAUGCUCAAUGCUGCAGAAACUACUCCAGGUGACGAGCUCGCAGCAGCUAUCAUGGAGCGACACUUCCUCCCCUCCCUCAUCAGGACGGAGACAUGGGAGGGCUACACCUUUGCUGACCUGGAGAUUAAAAUCAAAGAGUCCACUGAUUGUUAUGGUGCUGUGCUGUGGCCUUCAGCCAUGGUGUUGUGUCAUUUCCUUGACACUCAUCAAGACAAAUACAAACUUGUGGAUAAGAAUGUCAUUGAGGUCGGUGCUGGAACAGGUCUCGUUACUAUAGUGUGCAGCCUUCUGGGUGCAAAGGUAACAUCCACAGACCUCCCAGAUGUUCUAGGUAACCUGCGGCACAACGUCAGCCGUAACACCAGGGGGCGUUGUCGACAUGAGCCUCUCGUGACGGAGCUGAGCUGGGGCUAUCAGCUGGAGGGACGCUUCCCCCGCGCCUCCUGUCGCUAUGACUAUAUCAUGGCAGCUGACGUUGUGUACGCCCAUCCCUACCUCAACGAGCUGAUGGAGACGUUUGAGCACCUGUGCUCAGAGGACACUGUGAUCCUCUGGGCAAUGAGGUUCCGACUAGACCCUGAAAACAGCUUCGUGGACAGGUUUCAAACUCGAUUUCACUUGGAGGAGCUCUACGACCUGCCCAGCCUCCGGAUCAAGUUGUACAGAGCACAGAAGAAGCGCUCAGACUCACAAAGUCAGUCAGGGGCUGCCACAUAGACACAAGGACUAUCCAGGAUUGAUUGUGUGUGUGUGUGUGUGUGUGUGUGUGUGUGUGUGUAAAAUAAUUCUCAGCAGCAACUAAAGACCCCUUUUCCCUAUAAUAUAGGGAACAUUUGCACAUUAUAACCUCUGCAUAGAACCUGAGAUCAUUUAUGUUAUGAAUUUCCAUGAAAUAUGUAUGCAGACAUUCAUGCAUUUUUCAUGUCACUGAAAACAAUCUCUCAUUUACAUUUAUAGCUAUGUUUUUCAAACAACCUCCCCCAAAAACUGAAUAUAAUUUUAUUUCAUUUGUAAGUCCACAGUCAUAAGUAAAAUACAUGAAAGCUGGAAAUGUUUUAUUACUGGUGUGAUUAAAUCCUUGAAUAAAGUUAAGCAUGAUAAACA
Molecule: messenger RNA, 1281 nt
Organism: Electrophorus electricus (electric eel)
Lineage: Eukaryota; Metazoa; Chordata; Actinopteri; Gymnotiformes; Gymnotidae
Source: RefSeq, a predicted model, not a curated record